AUGUCAAUAGCACCAAUACCAACAGAAUUGCAAGGACUAACCAUGGUUGAACAAAUGCUCAUAGCUCGCGUUCAUCCUGUAAUGCGUAUAUACCAAGUUAAAGCACACGGCUCUCGCGGUCAGUUCCAUUACAAAGGGCAUGCUAUCAACAUAGAGCAAGACAUCAAGGAAAUCGUCAAAAUCUUGCCACAAUCUCCCGAAGCAUUGUCUGUUCUGAUCGUUCGCCGGGAAAGCGUGUGUGGAUAUGCAGAUUUCCGUGUUCGAAGAAAAAAUGUUCUCUAUGCACCACGUUGGUUGUCUGUAAACAAUCCACUUUACGCUGACGUGCAAAUUGAUAUGCAUGGAGUACAAGCCCUUCCCGUUGAUGGUGAUAUAUCUAAUGAUCUUCCAUUCUUCGAAGACGGAGGUAUAUCUGAUGAAUCUAUCGAAUUCGAAAACAGAGGUAUAUCUGAUGAAUCUAUCGAAGCAGAUCAAAUUGAGGAAUCCGCUGUGCCAUUGCCACCGAAGAAGACGCACUUUGACGCUAUUCAACAAACUUUAAAUUGGCCAACAGCAAAUUCGGAACCAGUCAACGAGUACAGGCAAUCUGGAUACAUACCCCUGGCAUUUCCUCAUCUUUUCCCAGAUGGCAAGCCAGACUUUCUCGACUUUUCACGCAACAUAACGGUCUCAUUCAGAGAGUGGUGUGAAUUUCUAAUGCGAUCACCUGACCAUCGCUUUGCUCAAGAUCUACGGUUCAGAUUUCAUUGUAUUAAUACGAUGCAGCGACACGACGCCACCAGACAAAGUACUAUAUUUGCGAAGAAAAACGACUUUACUUGCAAUAUACAACAGUUGUCACUUGAAGUUCAACGCAAUUCUUCUCUCCUCAAACGUCUCCUAUCGUGGGGCUUUAAGAUACGUGGAACUUCAGUUUACUGGUACCAACGGCGUUUAGAAUUGUAA
Megachile rotundata (alfalfa leafcutting bee) is the source of this 945-nucleotide messenger RNA. RefSeq lists its product as uncharacterized. NCBI's taxonomy places the organism in Eukaryota, Metazoa, Arthropoda, Insecta, Hymenoptera, Megachilidae. The record is from RefSeq and is a predicted model, not a curated record.